Molecule: messenger RNA, 3014 nt
Organism: Silurus meridionalis
Lineage: Eukaryota; Metazoa; Chordata; Actinopteri; Siluriformes; Siluridae
Product: piggyBac transposable element-derived protein 4-like
Exons: 10
Coding region: 1200-2897 (565 amino acids)
Source: RefSeq, a predicted model, not a curated record
CAUUUGCUCCCGCCUUAUUCCGUCAUUGUGUGCAGUGGAGAGUAAGACUGUUUUGUUUAUUUGCUCUUUUUUUGCGUUGUAUAAUUUAUUUUUGUAAGGAGAUUCUAGUCUUUAUUUAGCGUCAUAGCGUCAAACGCGUUUUCUGCUUUAGCUAACAUCUCACGCCUUUUUCCCCCCAGUUUCUCUCUGUUACAUUCCUCGUGUAUAUACGAUGAUAAUUAUGUUGGUAGGGACAUCUGAGAAAAUCUGAUGAAUGCCAACAUUUCUGACAUUGUGUAUAAAAGUUUCUAAUGGAUGAAGUCCCACGUCGUGGUCAUGCAGUACAUCUUAACUUUUUUUGUCCUCCGUCUGUUGUGCAGGAGGAACUGGAUCCAGCAGGCAUUCCUCAUCCAGAUAUGGUGCUGGAAAAUUUGUACGCUCUACUUGUCCACAGAAUGACUUGGCUUUCUGCUGGGAUGUUGGCUUGUUAAAAUGAACAUGGUUCCUAUGGCAAGUUUGUGAUGUGGCCAAGUGAAGCACGCACGGCAUCUUCAUGGUAGAUGGAGGAGACCUUGUCUAUGGUUGGCUUGACCACAGGUGGCUGUUUUGAAUGGAGUAUACUCAUUGACAGGUGAAGAUGUCUGCAUCCUGUAUCAAGACGCACGAGGCUCAACAGAUUGACAUGCAGUUUGAUGGCUAACUUUCAAAUGUGAUGCUGAGCCCUAGCUGAACCGUGAUCUGAACAAGACCUGGACGUUCUGGUGUUUUCCACUCCCAGUUAAAUAGAUGUUUAAUUUGAUUGUAUUUGAACCAUUAUCCGGUGUUCAAAAAAUAUUAGUGUUUAUUUUUUUUAUUUAAUUUUUUUAUUAUAACUUUUGCUUAAAUCUUUUAACCUCAUUUCUGAUUUAAACUACAGUUUUUUGUUGUUUUUUUAUUGUCAAUUUAGUGGCGUCACAGAUAUGUGGGGCGCACAGAAAAUGACUUUAAUAUAAAAAUUGAUUGUGGAUUGGAUUUUUGACCAUUUAUCACAGUCUUGGAUAUGUCAAAGAUUAGUGUGUGCACAUGUGAGGAAGAGAGGGUGACCUUCGCUCACUGUGACCCCUGAUGUGUCUGAGAAAAUCAGAAUUUGCACCUCAGCUCUCAGAACUACAGAGUCUACAUAGCGUCUACAUAGUAAGUGGAUUUACACCCUUGCAUGUCAUCCUGCUGGUCAUUUGAAAAUGAAAAGAGCAAGCAAAAAGAGGAGAACCAUCACUUCUGAAGAGGUUUUGGAGGAAGAUAUGCAGCCUGACUCCAGCGUGCUGCAGGAGUCCUUUUCAGACAGCGCUGACUCGAGAGACUCGGAUCCAGAUUUUGUAGCAGCCUCCUCGUCCUCAACUUCAACGACUGAAAGUGAGGGGGAUUCUGAGGAUCCUGGGGAUUCUGGAUCUGGUUGGAUUGGGAAAAAUGGCCAGGUGUGGUUUCCAAAUAAUGAAGAGACACUUCGUUUUGUAAAGCAUGCUCGAGGUGUGACUUCAGGGCCAACGCGCUAUGCAAUUGCGAGGGUCCAGGAUGUGGACUCUGCAUUUGACCUUUUUUUUACGGUAGAGAUGAUUGAUUUAAUAGUCAACAUGACCAACCUCAAUGGACAGCGCACCAACAAAACAUGGACCGAUGUGGACUCCACGGAUGUCAAAGCCUACAUGGGCCUAAUCAUUUUGGCUGGGGUCUACAGAUCCAGAGGGGAGUCCACAGGCUCCCUGUGGGACGAUCGAAGUGGCCGGGCAGUUUUUAAAGCCACUAUGUCCCUCAGCAGGUUUCAUGAGAUAAGCAGAGCGCUUAGUUUUAAUGACAAGCUGAAGAAAGCAGCCCGCCAAAGAGACGACAAGCUUGCCCCAAUCAGAACCUUGUGGGAGAUGUGGGCUCCUCGACUUCAAAUGCUUUAUAAUCCUGGCAGAGAUGUGACCGUGGAUGAACAGCUUGUGGCCUUUAAAGGACGAUGCCGAUUUCGGCAAUAUAUGCCAAAAAAACCAGCCAAAUAUGGUCUUAAGUUAUGGAUAAUUUGUGAUGCCGUCACAUCCUAUGCUUGGCGGUGUUCACCUUAUCUGGGAAAGACCGAGAAUGCUCCAGAGGUGGGACAGGGCAUGCGAGUUGUCAAGGAGCUGACCGAGGGACUCCAGGGUGUCACUGUCACUUGUGACAACUUCUUCACUUCUUAUCCACUUGCACAGGAGCUUCUGAAAAAGAAAAUAUCCUUAGUCGGUACAAUCCGAAAAAAUAAACCUGAGCUGCCACCCAACCUGCUGGAAGUUAGAGGAAAACCUUUCCCCUCCUCCGUCUUCGCUUUUACCAACAACACGACGGCUGUUAAUUACAUUCAAAAACGGGGGAGGAAUGUGAUUCUUUUGAGUACAAGGCACCGUGAGGCAGUAGUGACUGAGGGACCUAAAUGCAAACCUGAAAUCGUCAAUUACUACAACCGCUGCAAGGGAGGUGUCGACAAUCUAGACAAGGUUGUCGGGACCUACAGCUGUAGACGAAAAACCAAUCGGUGGCCACAAACAUUUUUUUUCAACAUGGUGGACCUGUCUGCAUAUAAUGCAUAUGUCAUUUUUACAGCCAUUGAUCCCUCCUGGAACUGCCAAAAGCUCUACAGGAGGAGGCUUUUUUUAGAGGAGCUGGGCCACUCGAUGGUGUCUGCAGCAAUUGUAAAGAGAAAGCACCUUCCCCGUACACCAAUUGCUGCUGCAAUGGUGAGAGAGCUACAGUCUUCUGUAGCUGCUGCCCCUCAGACACCAGCAGGCACCAGCAACGUGGCAAUUCAGAGGGGAACAUGUAAGUGCUGCAAAAAUCGAACAAUCUGCACUUGCAUGGCGUGUGGUAGAUUUAGUUGUAAAAAUCACUAUGUGAUAUGCUGCAAGGACUGCUGGCCUAACUAGACACACAAACAGAAAAUUAUAUUUGUAAAUUAGUUCAUCUUCAUCCAUCUAUUUACACUCUUUUUAGUUUGAAGGUUGUUGCAUUUUGUUGUUGUCAUAAAUUGUUUAUAAAUCUAA